Messenger RNA from Alosa alosa (allis shad), 1304 nucleotides. It is a transcript of the gene apooa, whose product is annotated as apolipoprotein O, a. Bases 79 to 711 code for a protein of 210 amino acids. Gene Ontology annotation, biological process: cristae formation. NCBI's taxonomy places the organism in Eukaryota, Metazoa, Chordata, Actinopteri, Clupeiformes, Clupeidae. The transcript has 10 exons. The record is from RefSeq and is a predicted model, not a curated record. Gene Ontology annotation, cellular component: MICOS complex.
CGUUAUAUUCUGAAGUGAUAGGGGGCGAUAUUUCAAUUGACAACACGUCUGCCACAGUGCAGAAGAAGAAAGAGAACCAUGUUCAAGGUUCCAGCCCAGGGCCCUGUGGGCAUGAUGAUGGGAGUGGUCUUUGCUGCUACCCCCAUUGAUGAGAAAUCGCCCAGCAGUGAGCUUAGCCUGGAGGAGCUGUCCCUGUACACCAGUCCACAGCCCAGACUGCGUUAUGUAGAGCCGCCAGCAGGCCAGCUGGAGCAGGGGGUCACCACUGUACGCCAAGCCACCCAGCCAUACAUCACCUGGGGACAGCAAACCACAAACUCGGCAGUGAAGAAAGUACAGGGGGUGUAUGGGAAGGUGAAGCCGAUAGUGGAUGAUGCCGUUCAAAUGGGGAAAGAUGGUUAUGUCUAUCUUCAGAACCCUCCCCCAGAGUUCUAUCCACGAGCAGGGGUUAUCGGGUUUGCAGGCAUCCUGGGACUGUUCCUCGCCCGAGGCUCUAGGUGGAAGAAGUUGGUGUAUCCUACUGGACUGAUGGCCAUUGGAGCGUCUGUGUACUAUCCUCAGAAGGCAUCCGAAAUGGCCAAGGCUACUGGUGAUGGCAUCUAUGAUUAUGCACUUCAGGCCUAUGUUGCCAUGGAGCAACUGGUGAAGCCUGCACCCAAGCCGCUCAAAGAGAAGGUUGAGAAAAGUGCCAAAGAGGAGACCAAAGCUUGAACUCUGGAGCCGGUCCAGGCUGCUUGACUUGUCUGAGGGAGACAAGGUUCUAUCCAGUUCUGAGCAAAGCCACACCCCUUAACCAUAUUCAAGCCUCCCCCAACAUUCUGCACUAUAACGAGACACAAUAUUACUAAAAAGAGUCCAAGAAUGAAACACAUGAAAACACAAGAAAGGCGAGGACAAAAGUGUGUGGACUCUUCUCAAGAUUAUUGUGACUCCUCUUGUCCUGCACCUGAGAGGUUCACAGUGACCUCUUCCAACUGCACUAGAAUAAGACAUGCCCCCAAGAGUGGAAACUACUCCCACAGGGGCGGGGUCUGUCCAAUUACUUCUGUUACAACAGAAAGAAAAAUUAACAAAUGAAAAUAAACAAUAUGUAUACGUUUUAAAAUGCUUUUUCAUAGAUCGUCCAGUAAUUUGGAAUUAAGGGGAAAAACUCUUGUCUCAAAUCUGUAUUAUUAUUUUUUUUAAAUCUUUAACAUGUUUGAUUGAGUUAAAUUCACCUUGGAAACAUGAAUGUAAAAAAUUGAUUCAUAUUUAUAUAUAAAUUAUAAAUGGUCUGACUGUGGAAUUAAAGAUGUAUAUUUGAA